AUGAAGAUUCCAUCCUGCUCAUCUUUCCUAACAACCAUCGGAGCCUUGCUGCUCCUAGCUGCGCCGACCACGGUCACCGCGCACGGACAAAUGACCAAACCCACACCGCGACCCAUCUCUCAAAAGUACCGAGCCGACUCCGGAGCACUCAGCAGUGCCGGAGACCAAGAGCUCCAGUACGCACCGGUCGAGCUUCUCAGCAGCAGAGCACAGUCGGACCGACCGGCAGCGGCCACGUUCAACAUCAUGAACGGAUGUAGAGGAACCGUCUACGAGGCCAGCAAUACCGUCACCGAACUCGAAGCUGGCACACCCUUCGACGUUGAAUGGGUCAUCCAGGCACCGCACCCUGGUACCAUGGUGCUCAGCAUCGUCAAACCGUCCACCGACAUUAGCGGCACCAUCACGUACGAGUCUGUGGCCGAGCUGCUAACUAUCGACCCGUUCGCUGUGAACUCGAAUGACAAGACUAGCACGACGACCAGGAUCCCAACAAGCGUGACGGGAUGCGGGUCGCCGGGAGACUGCGCACUGCAGUUUUACUGGCAUUCGGACCUGGCGAGUCAGACGUACCCGACAUGCGCCGAAAUUGUGGUGACUGGAAGCGGCGGUGCGAACGGACUAACUACAACGGCGCCAAGUACCGCGACACCGCCGCCAAUGGCAACUACAGCUUCUCCAACGACUAUAACAAGUACUUCAUCACCUUCUACUGCCGCUCCAACAGCAACUCCACUUGUGAGCAAUACUGCAUCGGAAGAGGCUUCAGCGCCUUCCACAACUCCGGAGAAAUGCAUACGCCGCCAGCGACGCCUUCGGAAGCUGCUUGGUUGA
This is a messenger RNA of Phytophthora nicotianae INRA-310, 834 nucleotides long. RefSeq lists its product as hypothetical. Lineage: Eukaryota; Oomycota; Peronosporomycetes; Peronosporales; Peronosporaceae. The coding region runs from base 1 to 834 and encodes 277 amino acids. The transcript has a single exon. The record is from RefSeq and is a predicted model, not a curated record.